UCGGAGAUGCACGUACCAGCAUCCAGUGGUCCAGCGGCUGUACACAAUGUCAUUUCUGUUCGACGUUCUUCCGGUAUUUCGCGAGCGAGGUCCGCGCGAGUAAUGAGAGACUGACCAAAGUCUGACUCGUAUCACUGAUUGAUAAGCCGCGCGCCAGAAAUCGGACGUAUUUACCAGAUUAUGAUAUACAAGAAAGGCACGGGAUAAAGGCGCCGUAUUCAGAGAAAGAGUGAAAACGAAGAAUCCGAGGAAAGCAAAGCGCAAGAUGCUUUUGAUGACCUCUGUUUAAUCACACGUUAACAAAAAAAUGAUAUUCCCUUUAAUUAUCCUGAUCCUUUCGGUGGGGAUCUGCUAUAGCAAUCCAGAUGCUAAAAGACUUUAUGAUGAUCUACUUUCAAAUUACAAUCGGCUGAUUCGACCUGUAUCUAACAAUACAGACACUGUUAUUGUGAAACUAGGUCUUCGUCUCUCGCAGCUGAUAGAUCUCAAUUUAAAAGAUCAAAUCUUAACGACGAACGUCUGGUUGGAGCAUGAAUGGCAGGACCAUAAGUUCCAAUGGGAUCCGUUGGAAUACGGAGGUGUCACUGAACUCUACGUGCCUAGUGAACAUAUAUGGCUACCCGACAUUGUGCUUUAUAACAACGCGGACGGAGAAUACGGCGUGACAACAAUGACUAAAGCUAUUUUGCAUUACACCGGCAAGGUUCUUUGGACACCUCCCGCAAUUUUCAAAUCUUCUUGCGAAAUAGAUGUUAGAUAUUUUCCCUUCGAUCAACAAACCUGUUUCAUGAAAUUUGGCUCAUGGACAUAUGAUGGCUUUCAAAUUGACUUGAAGCAUAUUAAUCAAGAUGUGGGUGAUCAAGUCAAAGUAGGUAUCGACUUGCGCGAAUAUUAUCCGAGUGUGGAAUGGGACAUAUUGGGUGUUCCCGCGGAACGUCACAAGAAAUAUUAUCCUUGUUGUCUUGAACCGUAUCCAGAUAUCUUCUUCAAUAUAACUUUACGUCGGAAAACAUUGUUCUACACGGUGAAUCUCAUAGUACCGUGCGUCAGUAUCUCAUAUCUAUCAGUGUUGGCUUUCUAUCUACCAGCCGAUUCCGGAGAAAAGAUCGCUCUCUGCAUCAAUAUCUUACUAUCUCAGACCAUGUUCUUCUUACUGAUAUCCGAAAUUAUACCAUCCACAUCGCUAGCACUGCCGUUGCUCGGCAAGUAUCUACUCUUUACGAUGAUCCUGGUCGGAUUGUCGGUCGUGAUAACGAUUAUUAUCCUGAAUGUACAUUACCGUAAACCGAGCACUCACAAGAUGGCACCUUGGGUGAGAAAAAUCUUUAUAAGAAGAUUACCGAAGCUACUUCUGAUGAGAGUGCCCGACGAUCUUCUCAGUGAUCUCGCUGCACACAAGAUACAUGGAAGAGGAAGAUCCGGAAAGAAGAGUAAGUUUAAUGCUGCUAUCGCAGCAGCGGCACAAUCGUCAUCGAUAAUAUCUUCGCCGGAUUCUGCCCGCCAUCAACGAAUCGAUGGUUGCAACGGUUUACAUAGGACAACUGCCCAUAAUCGAUUUUUAGUCGGCAGUUUAGGAUAUAACGGGCUUCCAACAGUUAUGUCCGGUCUUGAUGAGUCAUUGAGUGAUGUAACGCCAAGAAAAAAAUAUCCUUUCGAAUUGGAGAAAGCUUUACAUAAUGUCAUGUUCAUUCAGCAUCAUAUACAACGCCAGGACGAAUUCAAUGCGGAAGAUCAAGAUUGGGGUUUUGUCGCAAUGGUUCUUGACCGUCUCUUUCUAUGGAUCUUUACGAUAGCCUCCAUAGUUGGAACUUUUACAAUUUUAUGCGAAGCACCGGCACUUUACGACGACACGAAACCGAUCGACACGGAAUAUUCCUCAGUUGCUCAACAACAAUUUCUCCCACCCGGCCAGGAUUUGCUGGAAACUAUCGGAGACGAUGCAUAAACGGUGGUAUUUCAUUCGCGCACACUCACACCAAAGUCUACUACCUGUAUAUAGGACAAGUUUCAUGCUCCAAUUAAUAUCUUCCCGAAGAGCAAUCGAUUCGUAUAUAUGUAGCGUAGUUUUUCGAUAAAUUAUAAACAAAACUUUUUUCAUUACAAGCAAGAACAUAUAUACUCGAGUUUGUUCGAUAUACUGUACGCAUUAGAAACAAAAAUAAAAUUUAAAAAAUCAAAAA
This is a messenger RNA of Nylanderia fulva, 2180 nucleotides long. RefSeq names its product nicotinic acetylcholine receptor alpha2 (gene nAChRalpha2). NCBI's taxonomy places the organism in Eukaryota, Metazoa, Arthropoda, Insecta, Hymenoptera, Formicidae. Gene Ontology annotation, biological process: monoatomic ion transmembrane transport. Gene Ontology annotation, cellular component: postsynaptic membrane. The record is from RefSeq and is a predicted model, not a curated record. Gene Ontology annotation, molecular function: acetylcholine-gated monoatomic cation-selective channel activity; transmembrane signaling receptor activity.